This is a messenger RNA of Papilio machaon (common yellow swallowtail), 1292 nucleotides long. RefSeq names its product prolyl 4-hydroxylase subunit alpha-1. NCBI's taxonomy places the organism in Eukaryota, Metazoa, Arthropoda, Insecta, Lepidoptera, Papilionidae. The record is from RefSeq and is a predicted model, not a curated record. Gene Ontology annotation, biological process: peptidyl-proline hydroxylation to 4-hydroxy-L-proline. Gene Ontology annotation, molecular function: iron ion binding; L-ascorbic acid binding; protein binding. The transcript has 9 exons. The coding region runs from base 3 to 1292 and encodes 429 amino acids. Gene Ontology annotation, cellular component: endoplasmic reticulum.
CGAUGACGGUAAACGACUGUUUCAAACUUGGCCAAAUACUUUAUCAACAUAAAAAGUUUAAGCAUUCACUAGAAUGGUUGAUAGAAGCGCUUCGGAAAUACAAGAAGGAAAAUGUAACGUACGGAGUUUCGGAGAUUCUCAUCCUUAAUUACAUUAGUUAUGCUCUAUAUUACACUGACGAUGCCAAAACCGUAUUUAAAUCAACUAAACAAACAUUAGAUAUUGAUAAAGAAUAUGCGAUAAAAAUUGAAGAUUCUAUAAGUGCGUUACAAAAUAUUGAGAUGUUGGAAGAAUUGCCUAGUAUGGAAGACACCAGUGCGGAGAAUGAAGAAAGCAGUGAAGAAUAUCAAAGAUAUUUCAGGAAGGAACAGUUUGUAUACGAAGCCCUUUGUCGCGGGGAAAUAGAUUUACCCACAGAGGUAACAAAGAGAUUAAAGUGCAGUUACCUAACGGACACUCAUCCAUUCCUGAAGUUGGCACCGAUCAAGACAGAGCAAUUAUACAUAGAGCCCGACGUGUUUGUCUUUUACAAUGUGAUCAGUGACGAGGAGAUCGAGCAUUUGAAGAUCCUAUCGAAACAGAGACUCAAACGAUCAGAAGUGGCAGGUUAUUCUGAUUUCGCAAAUGAAACGAUCGCGAAGUACCGCAGUAGUAAGACGGCUUGGCUGUACGACUAUGACUCGUCAGUGGCGGCGCGCGUGUCGCGUCGUGCGGCGGACUUCACCGGCUUCAGCACGGCCACCGCUGAGCCCCUGCAGAUUGUCAACUACGGCCUUGGCGGACAUUUUUCACCACAUUUUGAUUUUUUCUUGAAAGACUCCGAGCCUGAGUUACCCAAAAUGAAAAAAUAUGGAAAUAGAAUAGCGACUACAAUAUUCUAUAUGUCCGACGUGACACAAGGGGGUGCCACUGUGUUCACGGAGCUGGGUCUGACCGUGUUCCCGGUGAAGAACGCGGCGUUAUAUUGGUUGAACCUGCACCCGUCGGGCGAAGGCGACAUCACGACGCGCCAUGCCGCCUGCCCCGUGCUGCGCGGCUCCAAGUGGAUUUCAAACAAAUGGUUCCAUCUAUUGGGACAAGAGACCAUCAGACCUUGUAACCUGGAAUACCAAAUAGAAAACGUCAAACGAAAGACUUUUAUGCCCCGACCAAAGACAUCGAACGAGUAUCAUAGACAACUCAUAUUUGAUUGGUUUACAAAUAACGGUCUAGAAAAAUUGUACAUGGGCUUAUUUGCUCAGAAAUUACUCUACGGUAAGUCUAAUUUGUUCGUACUUAAUUAUAUUAUUUAG